This is a messenger RNA of Ornithodoros turicata, 432 nucleotides long. RefSeq names its product TNF receptor-associated factor 4-like. The coding region runs from base 1 to 432 and encodes 143 amino acids. The record is from RefSeq and is a predicted model, not a curated record. Lineage: Eukaryota; Metazoa; Arthropoda; Arachnida; Ixodida; Argasidae. The transcript has a single exon. Gene Ontology annotation, molecular function: zinc ion binding.
AUGCCUGCCGUCCGUUUUUAUCCCCCGCCGUCGCUGGACUCGUUGGGAAUGUGCGAGUAUUGUGGGGCAUCCUCCAUGUACCUCUGGAAAGCAACCACCUGUGAGCAUUACGUAUGCAAGAAGUGCUUACUGAACAAGGAACCUUCGCAAGCGCCUCGUUGUUCCCGCUGCAACGGAAGCAGCCUCUUGCUCUGUCCUGGUUCAAUGUUUGGCUGCAAGUAUCAAACGGCCAUCCCUCAUAACUGUGUGGACCACCUCCGCACCUGCCCUCGACGCCCGACGCCGUGUCCCAACGAGUGUUCUUCCAUUGUCUCCAACACCGACCUGCCAAAACACUUGACCGAUGAGUGUCCCAGGCGUACGCAGGAGUGCCGUUUCUGCCACGGGAACUAUUUCGUCUCCGAGAUUGGGAGUCACUUUAUGGACUGUUAG